This is a messenger RNA of Eruca vesicaria subsp. sativa (arugula), 2296 nucleotides long. NCBI's taxonomy places the organism in Eukaryota, Viridiplantae, Streptophyta, Magnoliopsida, Brassicales, Brassicaceae. The record is from the annotation of a GenBank genome assembly.
AUGACGAAAACUCUACUUGCAUUGUUUAUUAUCUUGUCUCUGUUUCAUGUCCCUGCUUUUGCUGCUAGAAAAUCGUACAUUGUUUACUUGGGAUCUCACUCACAUGGCCCUGAAGUCUCCUCCUCAGCUCUUAAACUUGUAUCUGAAUCUCAUCAUGAAUUGCUGGGAUCCUUUUUGGGAAGUCAUGAGAAGGCUAGAAACGCAAUCUUCUACUCCUACGACAGACAUAUCAACGGCUUUGCAGCCGUUCUUGAAGAAGAAGAAGCUGCAGCUAUUUCAAAGCAUCCUAGUGUGAUCAGUGUGUUUCCAGAGAAGGGGAAGAAGUUGCACACAACACAUUCAUGGGAGUUCAUGCAAAUGGAGAAGGAUGGUGUGAUCCCUUCAAGUUCCUUGUGGUCAAAGGCAAGAUUUGGUGAAGACACAAUCAUCGGAAACCUUGACACUGGUGUUUGGUCUGAAUCCCAAAGCUUUAGCUCAGAUGGACUUGGACCUGUUCCUUCUCGAUGGAAAGGAAGUUGCAACACCGCUGGAGAUGUUCGUUGCAACAGGAAGCUUAUAGGGACAAGGUACUUCAACAAAGGGUACUUGGUUUCUGCUGGUCUAAAAAGCAACUCUUCCUUUGAGUCAGCUCGUGACCAUGACGGUCACGGGACUCACACUCUCUCAACAGCAGGAGGCCACUUUGUCCCUGGAGCUAGCGUCUUCGGUGUAGGCAACGGAACUGCGAAAGGAGGCUCUCCAUUGGCGAGGGUAGCUUCCUACAAGGCCUGCUGGCCUCCCUUUAAUGGUUCUGAGUGUUUUGACGCUGAUAUAUUGGCUGCCUUUGAUAUGGCCAUUCAUGACGGUGUUGAUGUCCUCUCCAUCUCACUCGGUGGUGACCCUGCUGAUUAUUUCAAUGAUGCCAUUGCCAUUGGCUCCUUCCACGCUGUUAAACAUGGUAUCACUGUGGUAUGUUCCGCUGGAAACUCUGGUCCUGACCCUGCAACUGUCUCAAACGUAGCCCCUUGGAUACUCACAGUAGCAGCCAGCACGAUGGACCGUGAGUUCCAGUCCUUUGUACAGCUUGCAAACGGUGAACGGUUCAAGGGUGAAACCAUGUCAAAGGCAUUGCCUGUAGGGAAACUGUUCAGCCUCACAACGGGAGCUCAAGCUAAAAUUGCCAAUGCUUCUGCUAUAGAUGCGAUGCUUUGCAAAGAAGGGACAUUAGAUCCACACAAGGCAUAUGGUAAGAUCAUUGUGUGUCUGAGAGGAAACACAUCGAGAGUAGACAAAGGGAGACAAGCUUCUCUGGCUGGUGCUGUUGGUAUGAUUCUAUGCAAUGAUAAGGGAUCAUGGAAUGAUAUCAUAGCAGAUCCACAUGUUCUUCCUGCUACACAUAUCAACUUUUUCGAUAGCCAAGCCUUGUUCUCUUACGUUAACUCAACUUAUUUAGAGCCCAUGGGUACUCUUACUGCACCUGUAGCAGCUUUUGGCAUCAAACCAGCUCCUUAUAUGGCAAACUUCUCAUCUCAAGGACCUAACACUAUUACAUCAGGAAUCCUUAAGCCUGAUGUGACUGCUCCUGGGGUCGACAUCAUAGCUGCCUACACAAGAGAACAAAGUCUCAGCGGCUUGGAGUCUGAUCCUCGCACGACUGCAUUCUAUACAGAAUCUGGCACUUCCAUGUCCUGCCCUCAUGUUGCGGGUGUUGCUGGUCUUCUUAGGACAAUGCACCCUUCAUGGAGUCCAGCUGCUAUCAGAUCAGCUAUCAUGACCACCGCAAGAACACGAGACAACAGAUUUAGCCCCAUGCUCAACGGGUCCUACGUGAAGGCAAACUCAUUCAACUACGGGUCAGGACAUAUCAGACCAAGCCGGGCAGGAGACCCUGGACUUGUCUAUGACUUGACAGUGAACGACUACUUGGACUUUCUUUGCGCACUUGGGUACAACAAAACAAUGAUUAAGCUUUUCUCAGAGAGUCCUUCCUACAAAUGCCCCAAGGAAGCUAGUGUGGUAGACUUAAACUAUCCAUCCAUCACGGUGCCUAACCUCACAGGCUCUGUGACUGUGACAAGGAAACUGAAGAAUGUAGGAUCCGUGGGCACUUAUGCAGCAGGAGUCAGGGAGCCGUAUGGAGUGUCAGUGAACGUUGAGCCGAGUGUGUUGAAGUUUGACAGAGUUGGUCAGGUGAAAAGCUUUAAGAUGACAUUGAAACCUAUAUGGGUGGCAAAAGACUAUGCCUUUGGUGGUCUCACAUGGAGUGAUGGUAAACAUUAUGUAAGAAGUCCCAUUGUUGUCUCUACCGUCUAGUUGA